Austrofundulus limnaeus is the source of this 1718-nucleotide messenger RNA. RefSeq names its product holocytochrome c synthase b (gene hccsb). Gene Ontology annotation, cellular component: mitochondrion. The record is from RefSeq and is a predicted model, not a curated record. Bases 114 to 959 code for a protein of 281 amino acids. Gene Ontology annotation, molecular function: holocytochrome-c synthase activity. The transcript is spliced from 8 exons. Gene Ontology annotation, biological process: cytochrome c-heme linkage. Lineage: Eukaryota; Metazoa; Chordata; Actinopteri; Cyprinodontiformes; Rivulidae.
UGCGGAAUGACGCCAGGGGUUUACGUAUCUCACGUGACCACCUCGCUGCCGCACAUUGACAUUGGACUAAGGAGACAGGACUUACUAGCGUGACUUCUUUCACUGACAGCAGGAUGGGAGCCUCCGURUCCGCACCUGCUGCUGCCACGGUCCAGGCGGAGGCUGUGAUGGCCACGCACCCCCAGAGCUGCCCGAUGCAUCACGAAGGACAGCCUGCCAAAGUGUCUCCGCCUUCAGAGUGUCCCAUGCAUCAAACUCAGCCUGUCAAAGCAUCCCCUCCUUCAGAGUGUCCCAUGCACAGAGCAGAGGCGGGUCCAGCUCACCAGGACCGGGCCUAUGAGUUUGUGGAGCAUCCUAUGAAAGCUGCAGCGGGCCUGAAGAGUGACAUAGAUCCRACAAACAUGAUGCCUCCUCCUAACCAAACGCCAGCUCCAGACCAGCCCUUUAAACUCUCCRUUUCGAGAGAAGAGUCUACCAUUCCCCGGCACGGCACGGACAAUAAGUGGGUUUAUCCAUCUGAGCAGAUGUUCUGGAAUGCCAUGUUGCGAAAAGGGUGGCGCUGGCGGGACGAUGACCUGGCUCCCAAUGACAUGAGCAACAUCAUCAAAAUCCACAACCAGAACAACGAGCAGGCCUGGCAGGAGAUCCUGAAGUGGGAAGCCCUGCACGCACAGGAAUGUCCAUGUGGGCCGAAGCUGAAGAGGUUUGGUGGGAAGGCCAAAGAGUACUCCCCCCGAGCCCGCUUCCGCCACUUGAUGGGAUACGAGCUGCCCUUCGACCGCCACGACUGGAUCGUUGACCGCUGUGGGAAGGAGGUGCGCUACGUAAUCGAUUACUACGAUGGGGAAAUUAACCAAGACACCUACCAGUUCUCCAUCUUGGACGUGCGUCCUGCCUUCGAUUCCUUUGGUGCUGUGUGGGACCGCAUGAAAGUGGCCUGGUGGCGCUGGACUUCCUAACAGACUAAUAGAGCUCCUAAACACACAAAGACUGCAGCUUGUUUUCUGGUUCAUCUCCUGACAUCAUAUGUAGGACUGUUAACAAAAACAAAACAAGACUAUGAGGGGGGAAAAGAGCCUCAGAACCUCACAGAUGUGAUGCACAGGACUGACUUCUUUUGUUUCAAAUAAAUCACAAGAGAUGUGCGUGUUCGUCCAGCAGGUCACAUGACUGUUCAGACUCAGAGUCUGCUCAGUAAYUGAUACUUUCAUCAGGUUUUAUAUGAGAAAUAUGACAUCAUAUUACUGUUAAACACAUGAGGACCAGAUGUGAGUCCAACAGGUGACAAAGCAAAGUCAGAAAAUGAGCAGUGAUUUUGUCUGGUUGCUUGUAUCGAGUUUCCUAAAGGGUUAGUCUAAGUCUGCAUUUCGAAUCAAUCAUAAUGUAACAGAAGAGAUGAAUUUAAACUCCUAACUGGAUCAAACGUUUAACUGCAUCAUCUUCAAACUGUGACAUUUUCUUUGUUUUAACUUUUUAUUUAUUUAAAGUAUCCACUUCCUUUGUGUGGACAGGCACAGUCCAAAGUCUGUCCAGAAUUAACUUUCAGUCAUUUUACUCUAUGUUCUUCUGGAAACAUUGAUUAUACUUUAUAAAAUGCAACAUUAUAUAAAUGUCAAAUCUACAAACUAUAUAACUGAGAAGUUAAACAUGUACAACCGCAAUUCUCAAAGUGUACGUUGUGUAAAAUGUGAAUAAAAACAAAAUGCAGUGAUUUGGAA